Saimiri boliviensis boliviensis (Bolivian squirrel monkey) is the source of this 1248-nucleotide messenger RNA. It is a transcript of the gene BFSP2, whose product is annotated as beaded filament structural protein 2. NCBI's taxonomy places the organism in Eukaryota, Metazoa, Chordata, Mammalia, Primates, Cebidae. Gene Ontology annotation, cellular component: intermediate filament; cytoskeleton. Gene Ontology annotation, molecular function: structural molecule activity. The record is from RefSeq and is a predicted model, not a curated record. Gene Ontology annotation, biological process: intermediate filament organization.
AUGAGUGAGAGGCGAGUAGUAGUGGACUUGCCCACCAGUGCCAGCUCCAGCAUGCCCCUCCAGAGGCGCAGGGCAUCCUUCAGGGGACUGCGGUCAUCAUCCUCCCUGGAUAGCCCCCCAGCCUCCAGGACCAAUGCCAUGAGUGGCCUUGUCCGAGCACCUGGGGUCUAUGUAGGAACAGCGCCCAGUGGGUGCAUAGGUGGCCUGGGUGCCCGUGUGACCCGCCGGGCCCUCGGCAUCAGCAGUGUCUUCCUUCAGGGCCUGCGGAGCUCAGGCCUGGCCACAAUGCCGGCUCCAGGUUUGGAGCGGGACCAUGGUGCUGUUGAGGACCUGGGAGGCUGCCUGGUGGAAUAUAUGGCCAAAGUGCAUGCCCUUGAGCAAGUCAGUCAGGAACUGGAAACACAGCUUCGGAUGCACCUGGAGAGCAAGGCCACGCGCUCGGGAAACUGGGGUGCCCUUCGGGCCUCCUGGGCCAGCAGCUGCCAGCAGGUGGGCGAGGCAGUCUUGGAAAAUGCCCGGCUCAUGCUGCAGACAGAAACUAUCCAGGCGGGAGCAGAUGACUUUAAAGAGAGAUAUGAAAAUGAGCUGCCAUUUCGAAAGGCGGCAGAAGACGAAAUUAACUCUCUGUAUAAAGUCAUUGAUGAAGCUAAUUUGACAAAAAUGGAUCUGGAGAGUCAAAUAGAAAGUCUGAAAGAAGAACUUGACUCUCUGUCAAGAAACUACGAAGAGGAUGUGAAGGUGCUGCACAAACAAUUGGCAGGGUGUGAGCUGGAACAAGUGGAUGUUCCCAUUGGCACUGGUCUGGACGACAUCCUUGAGACGAUCAGAAUUCAGUGGGAGAGAGAUGUUGAAAAGAACCGGGUGGAGGCAGGAGCCCUGCUCCAAGCUAAGCAACAGGCGGAGGUGACCCACGUGUCCCAGACCCAGGAGGAGAAGCUGGCAGCUGCCCUCAGGGUGGAGUUACACAACACUUCGUGCCAAGUCCAGAGCCUCCAGGCUGAGACAGAAUCCUUACGCGCCCUGAAACGAGGCCUGGAGAACACCUUGCACGAUGCCAAGCACUGGCAUGACAUGGAGCUGCAGAAUCUGGGCGCUGUGGUCGGCCGGCUGGAGGCGGAGCUCAGCGAGGUCCGCGCUGAAGCUGAGCAGCAGCAGCAGGAGCGCGCGCAUCUCCUGGCCCGCAAGUGCCAGCUGCAGAAGGAUGUGGCAUCCUACCACGCCCUGCUGGACCGGGAGGAGAGCGGGUAA